Molecule: messenger RNA, 1566 nt
Organism: Ixodes scapularis (black-legged tick)
Lineage: Eukaryota; Metazoa; Arthropoda; Arachnida; Ixodida; Ixodidae
Product: protein YAE1 homolog
Exons: 3
Coding region: 241-684 (147 amino acids)
Source: RefSeq, a predicted model, not a curated record
AGUUCUAUGAUCGCACCAUCCACUGAUCUCUAUGACAAUUAGAGAUCAGUGGCACCAUCUUUCAAGAUGGCGACUGCGAUAAUUUGUCGGCUGUUGAGGUCGCCAAAGAGCCGCACAUCGCUGGCGUUUGUCACCGUACACUAACUAAUAAUUUUUUUUUUUUUUAAUUCAGCAAGUGAAACUAAGAUUGAGAAACUCCGAGAUUUUCCUCUCAUAUCUGCGGGGGACGGUCUCGAGCCCAUGGUUUUGUUAAUGGCGACUGCAGGAGAAACCGGAGAAGCAGCAGACGACGACGUCUUCGACGAAACUGCAGAUACGUCGCGGAUCGCUGAAGUGGAGUGGCAGCGACUUAACGAUGCCUGCACGAAGGAGGGUCUUCGUGAGGGCCUGUCAGAGGGCAAGGAGGCGGCAUUGCAGGCUGGCUUUGACCGCGGCUUCCGGGAGGGUUUCCAGCUGGUCCGUCACGUGUCCCUUUGGAGAGGUCUGGUCAGGGGUGUCUGCAGCUUCUCAGAAGACAGCAGGGGCCCGCUGGGGGAGCUGGCAGACCGGCUGGCAGUCUUGGAACGGGACCUGCUUGCGGGACAGGCCUCCGACGGCCGGGUUCACCAAGCCCGCAGGGACGUGGAGGCCGCCCUCCGCGAGCACCAGCUGCCCCAGCUGUGCCAGGCGCUAGACGACGCCUAGCGGGUACCACCUACUCGAAAAUACCAGGGUCUCUUACUGCCGGCAAGUUCCCAUCUUGGGAGAUCCGUCGGCCUACAACAGAACUGGUCUGGUGACAGGUUGUGCUCCUGGGCUGCCUCGAAGACAUCUUCUAAAAGUCUGAAGCCUCCAAUUAGAAUGACCCCCAAAUUGGGGCCUGAGCCCAGAGUCCUCGACCUCCAGCAAACCUCCCUUUUGGAAGAUUUAUUGGCACACCAUAGAACUACUUCGUUGACAGGGUGUGCUUCUGGACUGUUUUGGAGAUGUUCUUCAGACAGUGCACCAGAACUGCCUGAAGUCUCAAGAGCAGAAAAAAUCUUGAGAAUGGGGCCUGAGCCGAAGCCUUUUGAGUAAAACAGUCCUCAGGUUGGGACCCGAGCCAGUGGGCUACUGUCAGCAAGAUGCCAACACAGACUUCAUGUGCAUCUGUGCCACCAUACCAGUGUUCAGAGACGUGCCAAUCGGGGAGAGGGCUGCUAGAUGCUGAUUCCUGGAACAGGACUGCUCAAUUGAUCAGCAAAGGCACCUGCUCGAAGACACCAGGUUCUCUUUCCUGCCGACACGGCACCAUCUCGGAAGAUCCAUCGGCCUACCAUAGAGUUGAAUCGGUGACAGGGUGUGCUGCUGGACUGCCUCGGAGAUAUCCUUUAGAUGGUGUGCCAGAACUCUCUGAAGCCUUCUAGUGGAAAGAUCUUUAAAUUGGGGCCUGAGCCAGUAGGCCACUUUCAGCCUGAUGCCAAGACAAACUUUUGACGCGUGUCUUUGCUACCAGACCAAUAUUCAGCAACAUGCCGGUUAGCACAAAAGGUGCUAGAUGCUGACCCUGGAAUAGGGCUGCUCAAUUAAAUGGAUACUACAAUGAAA